Cucurbitaria berberidis CBS 394.84 is the source of this 1313-nucleotide messenger RNA. RefSeq lists its product as uncharacterized. Bases 445 to 1206 code for a protein of 253 amino acids. The transcript has a single exon. The record is from RefSeq and is a predicted model, not a curated record. NCBI's taxonomy places the organism in Eukaryota, Fungi, Ascomycota, Dothideomycetes, Pleosporales, Cucurbitariaceae.
AUGCCGCCGCCAAUAGGCUCUUGAAGAGGAGGCUAUGUAAGCAGAACUGAGGUUCUUGCAGGGGCCUAGGGGUCGGCAGAAACCGCUCGUACAGUGAAGCAGAAGCAAAAGGAAGCUCUCCGUCCUGUCUGCGACGAAUGGGAGGCCAGGAAUCGAUUCUACCUGUCACGGGUGCGAAGGAGCACGACAGAAGCUUCCUCGAAUCUGGCAUAUCUUCACCUCCAAGCGAAGAGACAGAAUCAUCGUGAGAACGCCAGGAGCCUGCUGGCAGCCCCCGGGGAAUUGCCAGUACUGUCUAUAUAAAGGGCGCCCCCCCUUGCACUUUUUGACUUUUUUUCAGCCAUCCAACAUCUUCUCACAGCUGUCACUGAAUUGUCUUCUCAUCUCUCGAUUCUUGAGUCUUCCACAAGCAACAUCUUCCCAGAAGCACCAUUCUCGACUACCAUGUCUCUUCCACAAGCACCAACCGAGAACACCAUGUCUCACGUCAUCAUCCCGGCCGCUGUUGAGCCUUCUGGCCCUCAGUUCCAGCGGUUUCCCAACGAACUCCUCCUCGAGAUCAUCAAGUACUCGGUCGCCUUGUCGCCCGACUCCAAGCUCGGCAACGUCGUCGACAAGAAAUACUUCUACUUCCUCAACUCCUUAGGCCCCUUCUUCAAGCUCCGCAAGGUCUCAAAGCUCUUCGCCUCCCUCGCCACCCGUGCCUUCUACGAGGUCAACUACUUCAAGUUCGUCUCCAUCAACGCCAAGCCUGGCCAAAAGGCUUUGGAUACUACAAUCCCCAUGCUCCUGCCUCCUAUCCACGUCCGUGGCUACCUUCGCCGCAUACAUCUCGCCAUCUGCCUCGCCGACUUCUUCACCACAACGAACCGUGGAGACGAGGUCCCACAAGCACAACGUUGGUGCGCCCAGCACCGCAUCACUACCAUCCAAGACCUCUUUGCCCAUUGCUAUGGUGCUCGGCAUCUGCGUGCGCUCAGCGACCAUACGCUGGCUUCUGGCCGUCUUUCGGAGGUGAACCUCCACAUCCUCACCGACUUCCGCUUCCUGGAUGCGGCAAAUUUCAAGGCAACAAUGGCGCUCUUCACUGAGGCGCUCUUCGUGGUGACGGCUGGCAAAGUCCAGAUCACCGUCACCAACGAAUGGGGCCUCAGUGAGGCCUGGCACACAGAGCUGGUGAAGACCAUUGGCGUCAAGGAGCAGUAGGUGCUGGGUGGUUUUGUUAUGGUGGUGGACGGAUGUGUGGCUGGGUGGUCACAAAGUUUUGAUAGUCACCCAGCUGUUGUAGCUGACAGCAUAUGAAUGACAUAUGG